Debaryomyces fabryi is the source of this 1650-nucleotide messenger RNA. It is a transcript of the gene SGO1, whose product is annotated as Sgo1p. Lineage: Eukaryota; Fungi; Ascomycota; Pichiomycetes; Serinales; Debaryomycetaceae. Bases 1 to 1650 code for a protein of 549 amino acids. The transcript has a single exon. Gene Ontology annotation, biological process: meiotic chromosome segregation. Gene Ontology annotation, cellular component: chromosome, centromeric region; nucleus. The record is from RefSeq and is a predicted model, not a curated record.
AUGGCAAGACCAUCUGUGAGCUCACAGUCUCUAGCAGAUUUAGCUAGCUCGAAGUUUCAAUCCAAGAAAGAGAAUAAAAAUGAUGAUAAUGAUCCGGUUGCCUCAUCAUUUUUAGACGAUGAAAUCACACAAGAGCCGAUAAAGAACAAGGGAUUGAAAAAUAAACAGGAACAACACAAGAACAUCGAGUUGAUCAGAAAGAAGUACACACUUCAGAAUAAAUCGUUGGCCAAAAAUAACUCUUUAAUGAUGCUCAGAAUAUCAGAAAUGGAAGCUAAAGUGAGUGAUUUGAUAAACGAGAAUAUGCUUCUUAGGAAGCGAAGGACUUUCAAAGAUGCAGAAUUGAAAAAGCAGUUAGAAGCUAAACUUGAAAUUGUCGAAACGGGAUUAGUACAUAAAUUCGGUGAGAUAUUUGAAAUGCUUAGAGAGAUUAGAAUGGAUGAGGGAAUGGCUGAAAACCCCCAGUUAGGGAUUUUUAAAAACUUACUUAAUGAAGCUCCGUCAGCAACAUCGACACCCAUAGAAGACGCAUCGGGAACUGGAAUUAGUCCGUUUGUAUUUAAUCCUAGGUCACUAUCACAACCAUUAAAGGAAAGCUCAUUUACUUUACCUAAAUCGCAUCUAUAUUUACAUACAGCAGACAAGGUGACCAAACUGUCUGUCAUUCUUAAAGGUUCUGUGGAAAAGAAGGAAAACGCCAAUGCCUAUGUGUCAAAUGAAGAUAAUAUAGAUUUACUUAAGAAUGAUUCUGUGAGUGAAGUAAGCGAAGUUCAAUCUCGAAAACCUUGUAGUGAAUCUUCACUGGAAAUUAUGCCUAACUCUGAAGCCAAAGAAGCUAGCAUACAAAGUCCUGAGUCGAUCAAGAACAUUCAGAACAUUCCAGUACACAAUAAAAGAGUAAAUUCACACGAGUCUCGCAUGUUUGAUGUAUAUACGGAUAAAGAUAAAGAAAGUGAUGUAAUAGAUAUCCUGGAUAAUACAGUGAAUUCAAAGAGUUCAAAGAAAACAAAAAAGACAGCUCAGAAAGAGCCAGUUGUUUCUAAAGCUGACCCUCAGAUUAAGCAAGAAAAGAAUCAAGAGGAGCCACAGGAGGAAAGUAGAAGACCUAGUCGUAGCAGGAAGCCCGUUAGUUAUAAAUGGCCUUCGUUAUCGAAGAAAAUGAGAAGACAAUCAGAAAAGUUUGUUGAUGCAGUCAUCGUUCCUGAUGAAGAAGAGCCUACUAGUGAGCUUGCCAAAGUAUCUGUUUUAGACUCACCUAUUAAACAAGAACCUGAAUCGCAAACUGAACGAAAGAGAUCCAAAAGCAAUGAUAUUUCGGAUAAGUCUUCUAAGAGAUCUAAACGACAACCCUUGGGAAAUGUUACUCAUAUCAACAAUAAUAAAACCAACUCUAAGAAUGUGACUACUGCAGAUAAAAAUGAUAAGGCACAUAUUACGAAGAUACCUCAGACUACAGAUGAUGAGAAUGAUAAAGUAGUUAAGUCAAAAAUGGACGUAGCACAGAGAGAGAGAGAUGAAAAAAAUGAUCCGUCUAUUUUUGAUUUUGAUGAAGUAAACAUAGCUCCAAAAACAUACAAAAAGCGAAAACAAAGUACCACUAAAGGAGAAAGGAGAACAUAUGAAAGUAGAAGGCACAGCAUGUUGAUUUAG